This is a messenger RNA of Exophiala viscosa, 2379 nucleotides long. RefSeq lists its product as uncharacterized. The transcript is spliced from 3 exons. Gene Ontology annotation, molecular function: telomerase RNA binding; telomeric repeat DNA binding; protein binding. Gene Ontology annotation, biological process: nuclear-transcribed mRNA catabolic process, nonsense-mediated decay. The record is from RefSeq and is a predicted model, not a curated record. Gene Ontology annotation, cellular component: telomerase holoenzyme complex. Lineage: Eukaryota; Fungi; Ascomycota; Eurotiomycetes; Chaetothyriales; Herpotrichiellaceae. The coding region runs from base 1 to 2379 and encodes 792 amino acids.
AUGCGAGCUGGAUCGCCUCCGACACCCGGUUCAAAGUCCUGGUGGAAGACGAUACCUAAGCGAAGCAAUGAUAUUGAACCUCACGGACCGGGCCACCCUUCCACGGAUCAAUCUCCGACGAAAAGCAAAACCUUAAGCAGAGUCGAAACUACCGACCAACAAAGGCAACAGCGACAGGAGCCUGGGAGUGAUGCCUCAGCAUUUGACUCAUCACAACAGAUAUCACUGCAAGCUCAUCCACGCGUGAAGCAAGAACCUAGUCACGAGCAACUUGUCACCCAACUCAAACGCCCUGCUCACGAUCCAGAGGUCACUUGGCCAAACAAGGUUCGCUCGCACGACGAUCGAGGUUCAGCCUCGCCUUACUCCCCUCGUCAUGAGCAAGCCUUGUCCCAUGUCCCGUCGCCACCAAUAGACUCGACAAGGACACCGACCCCUUCGGCUGGCUUCCGAUCGGCCCAGAGAACUCCACUCUCAUCUCCUAAGCUGUCUUCACCUGUGCCAGUCACUGGAGCUCGUCAACACUUACGUCAGUCGUCUCAUUUGCUCCAAGAAAAAAGCAGUUUCAUGUCGUCGCCAGACCCGGCCUCCAUUCACCCGCAAGAUGUUCCGUCCGGAAAUGAGACCAAGAUGUUGUUACAGCCCGAGACAAGACCUAUCUCACAAGAACAACUCGUCAACGAAGUUAAGGGAAUAUACGCAGGACUCGUGAUGGUCGAAAAGAAGUGUGUCGAGAUUUGCCAACAACAGUCUCAGACAACUAACAAAUUGUCGAACGAGCAAUGGCAAGCAUUGAUCGCGCUCCAUCGCACACUUCUACAUGAGCACCACGACUUCUUCCUGGCCAGCCAACAUCCCACGGCUUCUCCUACACUCCGCCGUCUACCCACCAAGUAUGCUAUGCCGGCUCGAAUGUGGAGACAUGGUAUCCAUUCCUUCCUCGAAUUGCUCCGCCACCGGCUCCCACAUUCUCUUGAGCAUAUGCUCAGCUUUGUCUACCUCGCUUAUCAGAUGAUGGGACUGCUGAUGGAAUCAGUUCAUGCAUAUCAUGAGACGUGGAUCGAAUGCCUGGGCGAUCUAGCCCGUUAUAGAAUGGCCAUCGAGGAAGCUGACAUGCGCGACCGAGAAAACUGGUCAGGAGUUGCAAGGAUGUGGUACAACAAAGCCGCUGAUCGUUCGCCCACAACAGGAAGAAUUCAGCAUCACCUUGCCGUCCUGGCUAGGCCAAACGUUGUUCGCCAAUUGUUCUUCUAUUCGAAGGCGCUUGUCAGUGGAAUCCCCUUUGUUAAUGCUCGGGACUCUAUCAUGCUACUGUUCUCGCCUUUCCUGGACCACUAUGAGACCACAAGUCAAAAGUACUCAAGAUUGGAAGGCUCCCUGGUCACCGCAGCUGGCAUCCUGUUCACCCGAGGCUCCGUGUAUGAUUAUUGCAGGCAUAUCAUCGAUUUCAUCACUGAGCUUGACGCUUACAUUAGCAGAUCCGGAUCCAAUUGGAAGGUGCAAGGACCAGAAGUUGCUUCUUCCUUGGUUGCCUUGCUUCUGGAUUUUGGUGCUGAGGACAACUUUCUUUGGAGAGCUUAUUGUAACAAUUCGGACACCAUCAGACAAAUCCAGACGGCAAGGUCGUCGGAUCCAUCAACGGAUGCUGUGCAGGUCGAAGACCCAACAAUCAAGCAAGAAAUCCAGCAGAGGUAUUGGGGCAACGUCCCAAUCAGUACAGCGACCCAGGCUGCUCCUGCAACUGGUGGCCGAUUCGGAGCCAACUUCGUAUCGUCUGAUGAGGUCACUUCAUACGUUCUGCCAGUGUGGGGCGCUGCCAUCGGUAUUGUUGCAGGAAAGAUCGGCGAUCGAAACAUUUUGCCAUUCAUGCACUUUAUGUUAGGAUUCCUAUGGAGUUUGUCAUACGUUCCCGGAGCCCUUGUCUAUCUCGAAGAAUACGUUCCAUGGGCGAAGCUGGUCAAGGCGUUGAAUUCCAUAAGUCGAUCUGGUGUUGCUGAUGCCACGGUUGAGUCCAGCGAUUUCCCUCAGCAGAGAUCCGGAUUAGGUCUUCAAUUGCCCGAAGACUUCCCAAUGCGAGGUCUCAAAUGGUCCUCUGGCUAUGUCUACCCACCAGACUUCUUCGAGCGAGAGGUGGUUGACGAAGAUGAGCGCACCCUGGAAAUUCCAAGCCAUGCAGCACCACGCGCUGAAAGAUGUCUCUGGCUGGGUGUCAGACUUGCAUCUCUCAAACGCUACAUCACUUAUGACUUCCAGACGAAACAGUUCGCUUGCACUGCUUUUGCGCUGACUUUGAACAACGAUGCGCUCAUUCAUACGUUGCAGCUCCAACCGCCUGCCGGCCCUGACCAAGAUGCCGCAAUGGCUGACGUGGUCCCGUGA